UCGGCCCGUAUGGUCCCUGCGUGGCGUGGCCGGGCCGCCGCCCUCCCGGAGCCGGGACAGCCAGGGCGACGUGGUGAGGGGCCUGGCCCUCGGUUGCGGCGCCCGGGGCCCCGCCCGGGGUGGGAGGCCGCGUAGAGGUGGCGAAGGUUCAAAAUGGUUUCAAUCCCAGAAUACUAUGAAGGAAAGAAUGUUCUUCUCACAGGAGCUACUGGUUUUCUAGGAAAAGUACUUCUGGAAAAGUUGCUGAGGUCUUGUCCUAAGGUGAAUUCUGUGUAUGUUUUGGUAAGGCAGAAAGCUGGACAGACACCGCAGGAGCGGGUGGAAGAAGUCCUUAGUGGCAAGCUCUUUGACAGAUUGAGAGAUGAAAAUCCAGAUUUUAGAGAGAAAAUUGUAGCAAUCAACAGUGAACUCACCCAGCCUAAAUUGGCUCUUAGUGAAGAAGAUAAAGAGGUCAUCAUAGAUUCUACUAAUAUUAUAUUCCACUGUGCAGCUACAGUACGGUUUAAUGAAAAUUUAAGAGAUGCUGUUCAGUUAAAUGUGAUUGCUACACGACAGCUUAUUCUCCUUGCACAACAAAUGAAGAAUCUGGAAGUGUUCAUGCAUGUCUCAACAGCUUAUGCCUACUGCAAUCGAAAACAUAUUGAUGAAGUAGUCUAUCCACCCCCUGUAGAUCCCAAGAAGCUGAUUGAUUCUUUAGAAUGGAUGGACGAUGGCCUAGUAAAUGAUAUCACACCAAAAUUAAUAGGAGACAGACCUAAUACGUACAUAUACACAAAAGCAUUGGCAGAAUAUGUUGUACAACAAGAAGGAGCAAAGCUAAAUGUGGCGAUUGUAAGGCCAUCAAUUGUUGGUGCCAGUUGGAAAGAACCUUUUCCUGGAUGGAUUGAUAACUUUAAUGGACCAAGUGGCCUCUUUAUUGCAGUGUUGUUUUUAAUUUCAACAAAGGCAGGGAAAGGAAUUCUUCGAACAAUGCGUGCCUCCAACAAUGCCCUUGCAGAUCUUGUUCCUGUAGAUGUAGUUGUCAACACAAGUCUUGCGGCAGCCUGGUAUUCCGGAGUUAAUAGACCAAGAAACAUCAUGGUGUACAAUUGUACAACAGGCAGCACUAAUCCUUUCCACUGGGGUGAAGUUGAAUACCAUGUAAUUUCCACUUUCAAGAGGAAUCCUCUCGAACAGGCCUUCAGACGGCCCAAUGUAAAUCUAACCUCCAAUCACCUUUUAUAUCAUUACUGGAUUGCUGUAAGCCAUAAGGCCCCAGCAUUCCUGUAUGAUAUCUACCUCAGGAUGACUGGAAGAAGCCCAAGGAUCAGGAAUUUAAGAAGAAAUCAGCUGGGCAGUCUUGGAUUGGGGGCUUUCAUGUUGUUGCCAGAUGAGCUGAAAGAGCUAAAGAUGAUGAAAACAAUAACUCGUCUUCACAAAGCUAUGGUGUUUCUUGAAUAUUUCACAAGUAAUUCUUGGGUUUGGAAUACUGAUAAUGUCAAUAUGUUAAUGAAUCAACUAAACCCUGAAGAUAAAAAGACCUUCAAUAUUGAUGUACGACAAUUACAUUGGGCAGAAUAUAUAGAAAACUACUGCAUGGGAACUAAGAAAUAUGUUUUGAAUGAAGAAAUGUCUGGCCUCCCUGCAGCUAGAAAACAUUUGAACAAGUUGCGGAACAUACGUUAUGGUUUCAAUACUAUCCUUGUGAUCCUGAUCUGGCGCAUUUUUAUUGCAAGGUCACAAAUGGCAAGAAACAUCUGGUACUUUGUGGUUAGUCUGUGUUACAAGUUUCUGUCAUACUUCAGAGCCUCCAGCACUAUGAGAUACUGAAGACCAAGAGUUUCGCAUUAGAACAUCUAUGCAUUUGGUGGUCUAAAUGCACAACAUGUAAAAUGUACUUAAGUCAUCUCACCUUUUGUAAAGACAUUAAACCGUCUUAGAUCAGUGUGUAGAGUAAAACAUGGUACAUUUUAUGUAACAUUUUAAUGUUAUGCUCAUAAAACCUAGUGAACACACUGUUGUAUGUCAGCUCAGAGCUGUCUAUAAGAGCCACCAAUACUAUGAUUUAACAUUUUGAUUGAUGGAAAGAAAGGGGUAGGAUAAAGACAAGAAUAGGGAAAUAGAAACAUUGACCAGUAUAACUGUGCAAUUCUGGAACAUAUUAAUUAAAAAUGCCUUAACAUAUAAUUGUAAUAUUCAGUGCAAUGGAAAGAAUUUAUUUGGACAGAGUACUAGCUAAGUUGUUAGAUACUUGAUUCUUAAAUGUUUGAUUUUUUUUCACCAGGUUUAAUGGGUUUCAGUUUUAUUAAAACUAUAGCCAAACUAUUUUUACUUCGUUCUGUAAGUUAUUGAGUAGUAUUAAACAAAAAUAUGUUCUCAUUUUUCUUUUUCUGAUUAAAUGCCUGGUACAUAUCACUUUUCUCUAAGUAUACUCAGUUUCUUUUAUAAUCAUAAGGCUAUAUAUUAAAGACCCUACUGGACCUAAAUGGGUUUGAAAAUCCAUAUCAAUAAAACUAUGUUAGCAUCAAAAAGAGUAGGACUAAACUUUUCUUGUCCAAAUUUUGAUCAAAUAAAAAUCCUGUGAGAUUGUGUUCAUGUUUGGAAACAAGAGAAUUUCUUGAGACUUUUAUGCUCUCUUUCCUUUAUAAAUAUUGUUUUAGGACUUUAAAAAGGUUCAUACUAUCUUUCCAGUGAAAUCUGAAAGUGCAUUAUUAUGGAAGAAUGUAUUUGCAGCUAGUAAUAACAUCAAGAAAAUGUCCUCAUGUGGUUAAACACAUACUAAUUUCGACAUUGAAAGUUUAAUUCCUUCAAGAAAAAUAUAAUAAUGCCUAAUGUGUAUACAAUUAAAUAAAGGACUUUAUUUACAUACCACAUAAAAUAGCAAACUGUUGAAUGAGUUUGAAUAUAUCACUUAUUUUUUUCUGCAUGGGUUUUAGCUUUAGAAAGAAAUGCAUUAUAGAAACAUAGGAAGAAAAUUACGUAUUUUAAUGAUACAUUAUAAUUCCCUGUAAAACUCAAUAAGUAGUAGUUUACUCUUUUAACAUGUUUGGUUUAACAGAUCAUUCAGCAUACCACUGUUCUAAUUAAGCUGAAGUUGUACUAUAUUUAAAUCAUCAGCAGUGUAUCUUGAACAUGUUUAAAGAGGUCAUUUCACAAUAUAAAAAGUUACAUAUAACUUUCCAUCCUACUUUUCUUUGUUAGUUUAAAUGCCAUGUAUAAGAAGUUUAUUUUGUUACUGUGGACAAACUAAAUGUAAAGGAAAUCACCUUCUUACACGCAAGUGUAUAAUCUUGAAAAGGAAAAAUGCUUCCUUGUUGAAGCUAGCUUUUCUGUAGUAAAACUUUUAAACAUUAUUUUAAAAGAAAUAUUUAUGUAAAUAUGCAUAUAUUCUUUGGAAUAAUACUCAAGUCUCUGGUUUAGGACCAUACCUUGUAGGAGGUGUGAGAGACCAUGAGAGUGUGAAAGUGGGAUAAAUGGUGAAGACUUUGACUUAAGGUGCUCCAUGUAAUGUACAUGGAGCACUCUCCAAGUAUAUUUCCAGAACAUGUUGAAAUCAUGCUAACAUUUUAUGACUUUUAUACUCCUGCCAAAUACCUAGAAUCAGAUGAAUUUGUGUUUUACAAAAAAAUCAGGCACAACUGUGCAGGCCUGUGAAGUACAUAGUUUGUUUUCUGAAUGGUUCUAUUGUCUUUAGAAUUUAAAGAAAUGUUAACUGCUGGGUGCUGAGGCUCCUGCAUUAAUUUUGUGUGUUUGGAAUUCUGUUGUGAAAGGUAAAGAAUAAAUGAAGUUCUAAAAUUAGUAUAAUGAGUAUAUAGAUUGAUAAUCUAUACCAGCUAGAUUUUGGAUUUAAGUCAAAUUUAAAGAUUUGGGAAAUCCAUUGUGUUUGUGUCAUUUGCUAGGCAAUGUUUAUAGAUCUGUGUUUUCUCCACAAAUUCAUUAUUUUACCGGACCACCUAUAAAAUAAAUUUAUUUCAUUUAACUGAUUUGAUAAAACUUUAUUCUAAAACAUUGGGUACCCCUCUGCCCAUUGACUCUUAGCUCUGGUAUAUGUAUUUGUAAAUUGUGAUGUCAUUGUGACUAUAUUUAAAUUUAUUUAGUAACACUAAUAUGUCCUAAAUCAGUGCAGAAGAGAAGGCACUGUGGUUUUUGGGUUUUUGUUGUUGUUGUUGUUGUUGUUUUCUUUUGUUUUUUGACUUCAGGAUCCCAUAGAAUAUUCUUUGAAUCUGUGUAAUAAUGCCUGGAAGCAGGGAGGGAAAAGAUCUCAUUUUCCUUCUUUUGUUGUAUCUGCAGGAACUUAUGUCAGAUUUUAAAAUUUUUUUAAUGUGAAUUAAUGCUCUUUUAUAAGCAGUAAUAGAAGCAUUAUUGGGUGCCUUUGUAAACCAAAAAGUAAUAAAUUAAUCCCUAUAUUUCCAUUAUAGUAUUUAUUGUAUUUUUAUGUAAUGAAAUUUGUCCAUGAGAUAAUGUGGUUAGAAUCACAGGAAGCAAUCUUUAAAACUUUUGUUGUCUUCAGGUGUCUUCAUUCAUUCUUACAUCCUAAUUUUGUUUAAGUUUGGGUUGCUCGCAGCAUUUUAAUAAAAGCAUAGAGAUACAGUGAACACUUGCUGUUUAGAAGGAGAUUUUAUUAUGAUGGUACCUCAUCAGCAUACAUCUCUGCUAUCCUUGAGAUGACUAAACAAAUCAUCCUUGUCAGUUAAGUGUAGUUGUGCAAAACUUAAUUGCUUUGAUUUUUUUCCUUCUAGAAAAAUUUGAAUAACAUUGUUUGAUAUGCUCCUCUGCAGUUUGAUGAUUAAAGUGCAUUUAUUUAGAAAAGCUCAAAGUGGUAUGGAUUUAAUGUCUUUACUGUGGACUUAAAUUCAGAGGAGUAAGGCUAUAAUUGUUUUGUGUUCUGCCAGAGAUUAGAUUAUAAGACCUGUAACUUUAUAUGUAAAGGAGAAAGUUGAUCAAGAUAUUUCUAUAUUCAUAUAAGCAUUCCUAGUAGGAUAAGUUACUACUUAUCCUAGUAGGAUAAGUUUUCUUUAAAAUAUUUAAGUUUUUCCCUAGCUAUGCAACUGCUUAGUUUUCAUGUUAAAAUUCCCUAAGGGUGGAUUAGUUGUCUUUCAGAGGUGGCUUGGUGGCAGAAUUACUUUAUUAUCUGCUGUUAAAUAGGAAACCUAAUUCUUUUUCUCUCCUGUGUAAGUCUUUAGAGCAAGGUGAAACUAGAAAGUAUUGGGUUGAACCAUAUAAAAAUACCAGUAUGUCUUUGACAUAUUAAGGUAAUAUAUGCCUCAACCCAAGUAUUAUAUAGCUUCCUUUAAAAAACCAAACACCUGUAUAUAAGCAGACAGAUUAGUUCUCUUUCACAUAGUCACUCAGGAAGAUUGUUUAUUUCAUCAGCAAAAGCCUUGUACCUUUCACAUGUUAAACAGUAGUUAAAAUUUGUUGAGUCCUUGCUCCACACCAGGCACUGCUCUAAGCCUCUUAGAUAUAGUCUGUUUAUGCCCUACGACAACCUUCUGUUGAAGGCCCUUCCACUACUCAUGUUUUAUAAGUGUGGUAACUAAGGCAUAUGAUGUUGGUAACUUAUCCUACAUUAUACUUAUAGUGGCAGAAUUCAGAUAGUCUAGCUACAAAGCUCACAGCCUUGUUCUGUAUAACUUUAGAUAGUCCUCCAUAUAUGUAUCCAUGGGUUCAACCAACAAUGGACUGAAAAUAUUCAAAGUAAAAAUGCAUUUGUACUGAGCA
Chinchilla lanigera (long-tailed chinchilla) is the source of this 5700-nucleotide messenger RNA. It is a transcript of the gene Far1, whose product is annotated as fatty acyl CoA reductase 1. Gene Ontology annotation, biological process: long-chain fatty-acyl-CoA metabolic process. Gene Ontology annotation, molecular function: alcohol-forming very long-chain fatty acyl-CoA reductase (NADP+) activity. The coding region runs from base 154 to 1809 and encodes 551 amino acids. Gene Ontology annotation, cellular component: peroxisome. The transcript has 13 exons. The record is from RefSeq and is a predicted model, not a curated record. NCBI's taxonomy places the organism in Eukaryota, Metazoa, Chordata, Mammalia, Rodentia, Chinchillidae.